AAACCUCAAGAAAUGCGCCGGCAGGAUGGAGACUUUAGACAAGUAUACUUCGGCAGGUUGAUUGAAGAAGGCUCCGCACGGUCAUUAGUGACAAAAUUCGAUGUCAAAAAACGAGAAUACUUUGGGAACACGAGCAUGGAGGCAGAGAUAUCUCUUUUGAUGGCUAACCAAGCUCAGGCUUCUCCCUCGAAACUAGUAUACGAUCCCUUCAUUGGCACUGGAAGCAUGGCGUAUGUAAGCUCUGCAAUGACCAGAUACCUUGCCAGCCCCUCCAUUUAUGAAUUUUUAGACCACUGCCUACUUUGGUGCCCACGUAUAUGGCUCUGAUAUUGAUGGGCGGCAGAUGAGGGGUAAAGCAAAAGUGCCCGGAAUCCUCCGAGCUGCUGCGCAAUACGGGGUUGCUGAUAAAAUUAUAGAUUUAUGUACUUUCGACGUGAGAGAUGCGGAGAACUAUUCGAUGUAAUCAUU
Messenger RNA from Serpula lacrymans var. lacrymans S7.9, 468 nucleotides. RefSeq lists its product as uncharacterized. The record is from RefSeq and is a predicted model, not a curated record. Gene Ontology annotation, cellular component: cytoplasm. The coding region runs from base 13 to 327 and encodes 104 amino acids. NCBI's taxonomy places the organism in Eukaryota, Fungi, Basidiomycota, Agaricomycetes, Boletales, Serpulaceae. The transcript is spliced from 5 exons.